AAAGCCAUAGGCCCACAAAAAAACCUAUGCAUAUUCCAUAUUGCUAUAAAAACACUGAUAGGAAAACUUUCGAAAUGCCAGCAGGAAAACAACUCUUUCGACUUGAAUGAGCUGCAGUUGUUCUUGGCCCAAUCAGUCAAAGACUACUGCGAAGAAUUGAUGGUCAAAAUGCUUCACGGGGAUGAGUCAUUCUAUGAAUCAUCCAAAAGACCUAGAAUUCGGCUCAAACCCAAGAAAGACUAUUUGGCAGGUGUCUCUCGAUCUUGUCGUUGUGGGAGCUCACAUUGGAAAAGGCAAGAGAACUGGCUCGUAUGGAGGCUUUAUUUGAGCAGCAUACAAUGACGAUACCGGCGAGUAUGAAACGACUUGCAAGAUCAGAACAGGCUUUUCCGAUGAGGACUUGGCCUUUUUGUAUGCUAAGCUCAAGCCCCCGAAAUAUCGGCUCCAAAGCCGUUCUAUGUCUAUGACACAACAAACUCUAAUGCAGUGCCCGACGUGUGGCUCAACACAACACCCGUGUUUGAAGUUUUGACGGCUGAUCUUCCUUUGAGUCCCAUCUACAAAGCCCCGUAUCUGGAAUAUGGUUAGGGUAUUUCGUUAAGGUUACCAUAUUUCUCAGAUUGCGCGAUGAAAUGGGAGUUGAGGAUCACAAAAAGUCUUCUCAGGUUUCGGUGUUUUACCAGAGGCAAGCAAAUGUG
Molecule: messenger RNA, 698 nt
Organism: Metschnikowia bicuspidata var. bicuspidata NRRL YB-4993
Lineage: Eukaryota; Fungi; Ascomycota; Pichiomycetes; Serinales; Metschnikowiaceae
Exons: 1
Biological process (GO): DNA recombination; DNA repair
Molecular function (GO): DNA ligase (ATP) activity; ATP binding
Source: RefSeq, a predicted model, not a curated record